Poeciliopsis prolifica (blackstripe livebearer) is the source of this 2514-nucleotide messenger RNA. Its product is annotated as nuclear factor 7, ovary-like. NCBI's taxonomy places the organism in Eukaryota, Metazoa, Chordata, Actinopteri, Cyprinodontiformes, Poeciliidae. The transcript has 2 exons. The coding region runs from base 396 to 1874 and encodes 492 amino acids. Gene Ontology annotation, molecular function: zinc ion binding. The record is from RefSeq and is a predicted model, not a curated record.
CAGAUUUGACAUAUUUCUGUGACCAUUGUGGGUUUUCUUUUAUUAACUGAGGAAUAUAUACCACGUAUGUAUAUAACGUACACGAUUAUAGAUUAAAUAAAAAUGCACUGGAUUAUUCCAGUACAUUCAAAAAAGAUUUCGGAUGUCCUGAACAAAAGAUUUCAGGAGCAACAAAAUCACAAAUGUUUCAUAAAUAGCAAACCAUGCAUCUCUACAGAUCCUGAGUGAUCCAUGUUAUGCUUGGCAUGCUUUUCAUCUCAACGCUGCAGGCCAUGUCACAUGGCAUGACUCCAAAACUCUUGCCUUAUCACCACACUGGGUGUGGCGCUUCAGGAACAUGAACCAACAGACGAAUCCUCUGCCUGGCAAAACAGGUUCAGAGGAAAGCAGCAGCCAUGGCGUCUGUUUCGUACUCUGAGGAACUGACUUGUUCUGUCUGUCUGACCAUCUUCACUGAUCCAGUCAACCUUCCUUGUGGACACUCUUUCUGCAGGCUGUGCAUUUCAGAAGUGCUGUCCACACAGCAGCCCUGUCCACUGUGUGGGACAGCUGUAGCACUGGAGGCAGCAAGCCUCCCAACGAGCCUCGUUCUGAAGAGCCUGGCUGAGAAAGCCAAGGCGAAGCCGGACGAAGGGAAACGUCUGACAGCAGAGCUGGCUGCACUCUGUCCUGAACAUGAGGAGAAGUUGAAGUUAUUCUGCAUCACAGACCAGCAGCUAGUUUGCAUCAUAUGCAGAGAUAGUGAGGAGCAUGAAGGUCACCAGUUUAAACCAGUCAAACAAGCUGCUGCGUCCCUCAGAAAACAGCUGGAGAUGUUUGAGCAAUGCACUGCCGAUGAUAUUCAUGCUAUAGAAAGUCUUGCUGAUGCACAAAAGGACGAAAUGUUUAAAACCAGAGAGAAAUCUCAGCAGCUGCUGGCUCAGAUCAGCAAACAGUUUGAGGAGAUGCAUCAGUUUCUGAGGAGGAGAGAAAAGGAGAUAAAGAGCGAGCUGAAGCACAAGGAGGAAGAAAACGUUGAGAAAAUGAGAGAGACUUUCCAAGCUAUAGCCGUGGCUUUGUCUGAGAGCAGAGAGCUGAAGGAAAAAGUCUCCACUGUUCUGAAAAUCACAGAACCGGAGAGCUUCUUAAAGAGCUGGACAGAGGGGAAGAGCGAGGGGGCGCUAGAGUAUGUGUUCAGGCCCAGAGUGAAUGAACUCCAACUGGUGGAUUCUUCUCUCUCUCUGGGGCCGUAUGAGAGCCACCUGCAGUUCUUCAUGUGGAAGGAGAUGCUUCAGGUGAUCCAGCCCCGGGCAGAGCUGCUGACGCUGAAAAGCGACAGUGAGGAUCUGGUCGUGUCUGAUGACGAGAGGAGUUUGUUCUGUAAACCCAAAGCACCACAACCCUUCGCAUUCUCCAAAUCACAAACAUGUUUGCAGAGCCAGAAAAUAUAUUCUGCACCGGUUUUUGGAGGCAGUUCUUCAUUUGGUACAACUAAUGACUUCAUCCAAAACCCGUCUGGUGCUCAAGCCACUGUAGACUUACAAACUGCAUCCAGUGUCAUUGAGUUCGGAGCCGGGCAGCAUUACUGGGAAAUUGAGGUUGGCAGCAGAAACUAUUGGGAACUGGGGGUUAUACAUAAUCUCCUGAAAUAUGACGGAGUAAAAUAUGCCACAUGUGGCCCGAAUGUCACCACGGAGCUCGAGUUUGGAAACAGACCCAGAAAGAUUGGGGUUUACUUUAACUGCUCUUCUAAAGAGCUCUCCUUCUAUGACGCAGACACCAUGACACACAUCCACACUGUGAGCGCUGUCUUUCUGACCGCACCAGUGUCCGCACAGAUUAACAUCCAACACAGGCAGCCGGAUCAUAGUCCUGUCACUGUCUGCUGGUACUGAGCAGUACUGCAGUUCAGCAGAAAUCACAGGAAGUUGAGCUCACAAAACAACUGAAAAGUACAAAACUGGACAAAAUAUGACCUAGAAUUAUACAAACUGUCGUGAAACAUUAGGGGUGUUUGGGAUCUGCUUGUGAAAAAUAUUUUCCCACAGCCAUGUACACUUGUCUCAACAGAUGUGUAAUGUAUAUACAGGCUUUUGUAAAUAAUAAUACAAAAUAAAAUAUGUAAGAUGUAUUUGAUUUUUACUGCGAUUUGGAGAGAGAAAAACAUAAGAUGAUUGUCUUCACAAUCUAAGAGUCAAUUGAAAUGUUUUUUAUUUGUUUUAUUAUUUCAUCUUCCAUGCAGCGCUUUAUUGUUAACACCGGACGUCAUGAUGUAACUCUACCAAAAUGCUCAAACAAAUACAGUUUGAAGCAGAAUAGAAAUAAAAGAUUUGAUGAAAAUUUUUUAAAACUUGAGAUUUUGUCUGACUUGGACAUUGAGUUUGACUGGAUGUAUUUAUCUUGAUGUCUAAAACGCCAUCAUUAAUUGACGUUGAGACAAAACAUAAUGACUUAGAAGAAUAUGUUUGAACUUUCUCUGAACAUGUUCUGUGUCUUAUUCUCUGUACACAAAUUAAUAAAUUUACUCACAUAUUA